GGGGAAGUUGUAAGCGCGGGAACAAGUAGGCCGAGACAAAGUACUAGGGGGUAGUACUACAGAAUUUGAUUAUAGGAGGUUACGAAGAAGGAUCCUACGUAAACCAAAAACUGUCAUAGCCUUGUAAGAAGCAGAAGGUGGGUGCUAAUCUAUCUUUCGAAUUCUUCGAGGUUGAACAUAAGAAUAUACAACCUUGUUUCUACAUGAACAUCAGCGACGCUCUAGUCGUACUGCGCUUGAGCGGACAACACGAUUGCAGCUGCUUCAGUACCAUUUACUGGUCAAAAGUUGAAGAUGCCAACUUCGCCGACAAGAUCACUAAGCACGAUGAGUGCGCAGGUGGAGAAGAGUCCUCUGAGGGCAACAGACAUAGAGAGGUGUCCUUUUCUCUACUCAACAGCAAGUUUCAGUAGGACGUACGGCCUUGGGGUUAGCGAGGAUCCCGGUCCUGGUGCAUACGAUUCGAGCCUUCCAUGUAAUGAUACACGAUCUAUUUUCUCCUACAGUACUUCUUCCACUUGUUCUUCCUACGUUUUCUGAACUAUAAGUACUCGUCUAGACGACGAGCUAAAAGGGUUUCUUUUCACCGCAAGAACCUAGAUCUUCAACGACGUCAAAAAUCUCGGCACUGUAUCUCCCAGUAAAAUCACAAUAUCAUUCACAACUGCUCUUCAAUCUCAGCAAUCGGACCCCAGUGGCGUAGUGACAAGCCUUCAGCGCCAAAGCUUUCAAUAUUGCCGAAACAUGAGAAGUCAUGGUCCAAAGUUUUCAUAUCGCGGGAGGCAUCAAAGGCAUCUGGCAGAGCAAGGGAAACACCUGGACCGGGUAUUAUUGAUAGACGGCAUCGUCGAUUACGAACUAGCUGAUGUAUUUGUUGUACUAGCUCUACUAGUAGCUGCAGGAGAGUUCGAAUGAAGUACUUGGUAAAUUUAGACUUUUUUGUAUUUUUGUACAAUUCGGAGUUGUUGAGCUAGGAAUCUGGGGGAGCUCAAUGAGAAAGAUCCCCAACCUAACUUAACCGAUCAGAAGAAUGAUUUUUCUGCUGAGGAUUCAUCCUGAUGAUCGUGAUCGUUACUUAAUAUCUCUAUCCGAAAAUGUUGCCUGUAGUGCAUAAGAAUGUUAAUAUUUUGAAAUUACGAAGGUACCUAUGAUAUGCCCGUCGAGGCGAUACCAGAAACGACGGGAGUCAGAUUUUCUCAGGCUAUGCGGCCAGACCCAGACAUCCCCAAUCCAAGCCCCGGCCCAAUCUACGACGUGCGGAUGACGGCGGACAAGAAUACAGCGCCACCAAUCGGUCGCGCUGAUAGGUAUUCAUCUUUGUAUAAUCAUAAGAGAAAAAGUAGUGAUAGCAGUAGCACACCUUCAUGUGAUAAUAAAUCUGUUUUAUUCAUGCUGAAGUAGUAGUAGACACCAUCACCAGCAUCAGCAUAACUAUUACUCACAAACUACAGUACUACCAAAUGAAAUAGACGCACCGAUCAUGAUGAUCUUCUGCAUCCGUGUUUCACAACUUCUGCCUAACAAAAACAUCAGAUGGGAAGUUGGUGCAAUCGAUAAAAGCUACUUGGGACCAGGGGAAUACAAGGUACCGGAUUCGUUUGCAGUUCAGCAGAGAUUAGCCAAGUCUUUUUCUGAGGGUCGCGAAGCAUGGGAGAAGGUUUUGUUUCCUGGGGGAGAAAAGCAAUUCCUUGGACGUGCUUCGCAAUCACUAGGGAAGCUGAGAAAAUUCGAAAGUACGCCUUCUUGUUACAAGAACUACUUUAGUAUGUACUAAAUGAUGAUGAAGAAAUUAUCGUCGUACUACUGGUACUAGUUGUGCUAGAACACGAAGUACUUCUUUUGUGGUCCUCAUCACGACGGAUCAUGUCGUGUAGUUGAUUUAAUCAUGUUGACAAAAAAUCGAGCAGUGGAAUCAAGCAGAAAUGAUGUUCAUCUACUUCUGAACAUAAAAACCUACUACUCGUUACUACCUUUUGAAGCAGGUGAAGUUCACCUUGAAAUUGCGUUAGAGGACUAAUAGUGCUCCCAAUCCAGUACACCUACCACAGCUUCUGCGAAGACAGCGCCAUUUUGUAGGGCUGGUCGGAACGGCUUCGGUGGCAUGUGGAGUGGGCAAAUGGCAGGCGCGAGCAUUCCUGGACCUGGGGCUUACGACGUGGUUAAUUCCAAAAUUACGGGAUACAAUCACCACGACAUCAAUGCUUAUUUCAUCUCUUCAGUCUUGUUCCUUUAGCAUCACAACCUACAACAUCUUCCUGCUGGACUCUUUUCAUCUUUCCCAUGUGAUGUUGUUUCAUCCAGAACCCUAUAAAUAUUCUACUGGGGUACUGCUACUAGAGAAAAGUAGUCAAGGAUUCAAAUCUGAUUCGGGAAUGUAAAGAUGAUUUCACAAUAGAACAAGGUAGAAGCUCUAACAGACGUGGUAGUCUGUUUCGGUCGAAAGCCGCCUUCAACUUCGGGAAGCCACCACCCGCAGCACGCCUGAACUGGCAGCGACAGGUUUACGAGACGUCAACGUGGACCAGACUGGCGAUGAGUAAAAAUGUAAGAACAAACAGGUAG
Molecule: messenger RNA, 2562 nt
Organism: Amoebophrya sp. A25
Lineage: Eukaryota; Dinophyceae; Syndiniales; Amoebophryaceae
Source: the annotation of a GenBank genome assembly